This is a messenger RNA of Gossypium arboreum, 1967 nucleotides long. RefSeq names its product protein trichome birefringence-like 2. Gene Ontology annotation, cellular component: Golgi apparatus. Gene Ontology annotation, molecular function: O-acetyltransferase activity. NCBI's taxonomy places the organism in Eukaryota, Viridiplantae, Streptophyta, Magnoliopsida, Malvales, Malvaceae. The record is from RefSeq and is a predicted model, not a curated record.
ACAUUUUUUAAAAAACAUUUUUGGCUCUCGAGUCUUAACUUAAACUGUAAGCGAGUGUUCAGUGGUUUUUCCUUCGAUGUGAAUAAACAUGCUUUAUCAGACCAGUUGUCACCCAAGAGAAAGGUGUUUUCUAGGCUUGGUUGGGGGUUGGCAGCGUCUCUUAUUGCUAUCACAGGUCUUAUGCUUAACAGCUCCUUUAACGGCCCUGUUGUGGGAUCUUUGUUCCAAGGGUAUUAUGGUGUUAGCGACGCCACGAUUUCACUUCAUUUUUCUUCUUUUUCUUCCGUUAGUAAAGCUACUGUGGAUACUCAAAAUACGUUAGAAGUUGACAAUGGUUCUUCAGUGAUUGCUAAAAAGCAAGAAUUUUGGGAGGAUGAGGUUGACAUUGAUAGAGAGGGAACCCAGUUGAAGAAUUCUUAUGAGGGGUCUAAAACUGGAAACUUUGAUGUUGUGGAAGGAAGGAUUCAACAGAUUGCCCAAGAUGCAAAUGGUUCAGUUGUUUCCAAAAAUGGUGAUGAAGUGAUUUUGGAGAAGACCUGGUUAGGGAAUUUCUCCAAGAUAUUAAAUAAUGCUACUUUAGCUGGUAAAAAUGUGAAUGCCAAUAUAGUUGUUGAUAAUCCUGGUGGUGCUAAUAAUGUGACCAAUUUGUCAAAUAAUGGGGAAGUUGUUGGACAUUUUUUUGCAGAAAAGAAGGUUGUGGAAUUGAAUAAAACCACGAACUCUCCUGGUGGUGAUGAUCAUCCUCGAGUUGUGAAAGGACCCAAUGGUUCUUUUUAGGAAUGUGAUCUCUUUGAUGGUAGGUGGGUGAAGGAUGAUCAUUCAAAGCUGUAUUAUCGUCCAGGUUCUUGUCCUUACAUUGAUAAAGAUUUUGAUUGUCAGCACAAUGGAAGGCCUGAUAAAGGCUACAUUAAAUGGAAAUGGCAGCCAAAUGGAUGCAACUUACCAAGGCUAAAUGCAACUGAUUUUCUAGAGAGACUAGGGAAAAGGUUGGUUUUUAUUGGGGAUUCACUGAAUUGGAACAUGUGGGAGUCUAUGGUUUGUAUCCUCCGCCGAAAUGUCAAGAAGAGGAAACGAGUUUACGAAAUUUCUGAAAGAAGUGAUUUUAAAAAGAAGGGGGUUUAUGCUUUCAGGUUUGAAGAUUAAAAUUGCUCGGGGCACUUUGUUGCUUCCCCAUUUCUUGUUAAAGAAUCAUCUUUCAAGCGAGAAAAUGGAUCGAUUGAGAUACUAAGAUUGGAUUUAAUGAAUCCUUCAACUUCAAUGUAUCAUGAUGCUGAUCUCAUGGUAUUCAACACUGGUCAUUGGUGGACCUAUGAGAAAACCUCCAAAGGAGAAGACUAUUACCAAGAAGGUGAUUAUGUUUACCCACGACUCAAAGUCUUGAAUGCUUAUCAGAAGGCACUCACAACAUGGUCCAGAUGGGUUGACAAGAAUGUUGAUAGCCACAGAACUCAGGUUUUCUUCAAGGGAUAUUCGGUUACACAUUUUGCAGGGGGCCAGUGGAACUCAAGAGGACAAUGCGACAAGGAAACUGAACCCAUUUUGAAUGAAACUUACUUGACCAAGUACCCUUCAAAAAUGAGAGCUGUAGAAUAUGUUAUCCAAAAUACCAAAACUCCAGUUAUUUAUCUGAAUAUAAGCAGGCUUACAGAUUAUAGGAAAGACGGGCAUCCUUCUAUUUACAGAAGAGAAUAUAAGACGGAACAAGAAGGGAAUGCUGCAGGGAGAGUUCAAUAUUGCAGUCAUUGGUGCUUACCUAGAGUACCCGACACUUGGAACGAGCUGCUAUAUGCUUUGCAGGUGAAGGCUGGAAGGGAAAUUUAGAGAAACUGAAAAAUAUUUAUGUGCAAAAACUAAAAGAACCAAAUUUUUUUCCUUUGAGAAAUAUCAUGUAUUUUGGAUGUAUUAACAAGCAUAUUGAAGCAAAUGUGAAAUCCUUAAUCCAGUUAGAUAAUAAAUUUAGAGAAAAA